AAACUAACACCAACCAGCGAAGAAGAAUCCGUAUAGAGCGGACCAGACGGAUUUCUGCUAGAUGACCUGUGUGAAACACUGGAAAUUAAGUAUUCGUCUAUCAUUUUAACGUUUCCUCUACUGGCUAACGGAAUUUACUCUAAUUUAAUCCUAACAAAAGAUACAGGGUUUCUAACUGUUCAUCAAAAGGCUCCGGAAAUGGCCGAAAAUGCAGAACAAAAUGAGGCAAAACAUGACAACCCCUCAUCCCCUGGAAUGACAGACCAAGAGAAAGAAAUGGCAGCCAGUGCAUAUGAAGCAUUUUCGGCUGGGAAGUACGACGAGUCUCUCAAACACCUUGAAGCCCUGCAGGAGCUCAACAAAGAAGACUACAAGAUCUCCAUGAAUAAAGCUGUCGUAGAGUUUUAUAAAAGUGGUCAGACUACCACAGGGACUCUGAAGCAGACCCUGAUGGCAAUGAAGAACCAGGUUCACACAUCAGCAGAGGAUGUUGAUGGGUUGGACGAUGUUGAAAACAGUUUGCUGUACUAUAAUCAAGCCAUCAUCCACUAUCAUAUGCGACAGUACUCUGAAGCCAUCUCCAUAGGAGAGAAGCUCUACCAGUUCCUGGAACCAUUUGAAGAGAAGUUUGCUCAGGCGGUGUGCUUCCUGCUGGUGGAUCUGUACCUGCUCACCUUCCAGCCAGAGAAGGCCCUCCACCUGCUGGCUGUGCUAGAUAAACUCUCUGUACAAGGAAACAACAAGAACGGCAAAGGAGAGAACAACAGUUCAAACAAAGAUGGAGCAAACCAGAGAGCAGAGUUCACAGCCAUGAUUGAGGCAGCCAAAUCAAAGAUGCACCAGUACAAAGUGAGAGCCUACAUUCAGAUGAAAUCCUCCAAGGCCUGUAAAAGGGAGAUCAAAUCAGUGAUGAACACAGCAGGGAACUCUGCACCGUCACUCUUCCUCAAGAGUAAUUUUGAGUACCUGAGAGGAAACUACAGGAAAGCAGUGAAGCUGUUGAACAGCUCCAACAUCGCAGAGCAUCCUGGGCCCAUCAAGACAGGUGAAUGUGUUCGAUGUAUGUUCUGGAACAAUCUGGGCUGCAUUCACUUUGCAAUGGGCAAACAUAACCUAGGCAUUUUCUACUUCAAGAAGGCACUGCAAGAGAACGACCACACCUGUGCACAGCUGGGAGACGGCAACAACGGGCAAUCUAAGAAGUUCACAGGUAUCCCUAUGUGUGCUCUACUAGCCAACAAGCGCUAUGAGCUGCUGUAUAACUGUGGUAUUCAGCUGCUGCACAUCGGCAGACCUCUGGCAGCGUUUGAGUGUCUGAUGGAGGCAGUGCAGGUUUACCACUCCAACCCUCGACUGUGGCUACGGCUCGCAGAGUGCUGUAUCUCUGCCAACAAAGGGGGCUCAGAGCAGGAGAGCAAAGGUUUACCUUGUAAAAAAGGUAUAGUUCAAUCUAUUGUUGGGCAGGGCUACCAUCGCAAGAUUGUUCUGGCCUCCCAGUCCACACAGAACACCAUCUACAGUGAGGGCCAGUCAGCAGCUAUCCCAGUAGCCAGUAUGGAGUUUGCAGCCAUCUGCCUGAGGAACGCUCUGCUGCUGCUACCUGAACACCAGCAGCAGGACACCAAGACGGAGAACGGCUCUAAGAGCUUCAGUCAGUCAGGAAGCACAGAGAGUGGCAGCGAGAACAGUGACGCCUGCAGUGGGAAAGGUCAGGAGGCUGAUAAGUUCUUGUCUGCAGCGCCAUCAUCUCCUCUCAGAAAACAGGAGGUAGAAAAUCUCAGGUGCUCCAUCCUGGCCUGUAGUGCUUAUGUGGCAUUAGCACUGGGUGACAAUCUGAUGGCUCUAAAUCAUGCUGAGAAACUACUCCAUCAAACCAAGGUGUCUGGAUCCCUCAAGUUCCUCGGUCAUCUCUAUGCUGCUGAAGCUCUCAUCUCAUUGGACAGGAUCUCUGAUGCUAUCACUCAUCUCAACCCAGAGAAUGUCAGUGAUGUGUCAAUGGGGGUGCUGAGCAGUGAACAAGACCAAGGGUCUGACAAAGGAGAUGAGCCUGUCGAGACCUCAGGGAAGCAGACUCCCCUGUGUUACCCCAGCAGUGUGACAUCAGCUCGGGCCAUGAUGCUCUUCAACCUGGGCAGCGCCUACUGCUUGAGGAGCGAGUAUGACAAAGCCCGCAAGUGCCUGCAUCAGGCUGCAUCUAUGGUGAACACCAAGGAGAUUCCACCUGAAGCUAUCCUGCUGGGAGUCUACUUAGAGCUACAGAACGGAAACACCCAGCUGGCCCUGCAGAUCAUCAAAAGGAACCAGUUACUGCCCACAGCAGUCCAGAGGGUCUCGCCAGACUCCCGGAAGAAACCCGUCCAGCCCUUCCAGCUGCCCUCAUCCUUCACACAAGUUCAGCGCAAAUGAGCCUCCAGAGGCACCCGGCACUCCACACACAUACACAUAUAAACACACCACCCACCCUUGAGGAGCCUUGAUAUUUAUAAAGCAGCCUCCCAUCAGCAUCAGGAGCUGUAUGAAAUGCUGAUGUGGCUGCUCUCUGAUGAUGAGUGAAGAACUUCAGUUUCAGCUGUGUCCAUGGACUGAAACCAGCUGACUUUUUAUUUCCAUUUGACUGAGGAAUCUGUGUGUUGUCUGAACAAUGAAAAUAAAUUUUAUUUACUGUA
Molecule: messenger RNA, 2666 nt
Organism: Lates calcarifer (barramundi perch)
Lineage: Eukaryota; Metazoa; Chordata; Actinopteri; Centropomidae
Gene: cnot10
Product: CCR4-NOT transcription complex, subunit 10
Exons: 19
Coding region: 199-2406 (735 amino acids)
Biological process (GO): mRNA catabolic process; negative regulation of translation
Cellular component (GO): CCR4-NOT complex
Molecular function (GO): protein binding
Source: RefSeq, a predicted model, not a curated record